AUGUCUGCUUCUGUUGAGCAAGCAAUCGAGCAAGUAGCCGAAGCUAUUGCAAGGGUGGAAAAUGAAAUUGAGGAGAUCAACGAAAUUCUCAAGAACCCCACCAUUUCGGACGUUGACAAAGCUUAUUAUCGGCAAAAGGAAGACAGGCUUCGGCAAAAGGAAAGCCAGCUUCUGCAAAAGGAAGACAGGCUUCGGCAAAAGGAGUUGUUGUUGAUUGAACGCACUCCAAUGCCAUCCAUUCUGGAAAACCAAAGUGUGAACACUCCGUUCCUAGAGGACAUGCAAAAGGACAUUACUGCAAUCAAAGAGUCUGUUUCCAUACCUGCCAGAGCUACCCCUCAAAAAACUCCAGCAAGUUUUGGGGCAGAGGAGCUUAGCCGUCUGGAAGGAAUUGGAAAUGUGCACAAUCCUGAUGAGAAAGGAAAAGGUGACGCAGUCCUCACCACCGAGCAAUCGGGUAACCUGUUACAAUUAGAAACGGAGCAUCAAGUGGUUGCUUUCUUGACCCCAUUCCUUACAGCUGUUUUCCAAUGCAAUGGGUCUUCUAAUAGAGUUCUUGUGAAUUCUGAAGAGUACAAGUGGCUGAAGACAUCUGGUGACGAGAAAAGUACCUACAACCAAAAACCGGACAUGUUUAUUUGCCACAAGUCCCUCUACCAAAAACGCGAUCCAUUUGCUGCAACGGGGGAUAGCAAGCUGCAUCAGAUGCGGCGAUCAACGGACAUUUUUGGGCAAUUGUCACACUGGAACCUUCGUCGCUUCCUCUGCGUUGUCUUGGAGGCAAAAAAAGACAUUAGUAAUUCAGCGUUUGGACAGACCAUCAACUACGCAGCUCACCUCUCUUUUGAAGAGAGCGGUCCCAUAACGGUACGCCUGGUUCUUUUCGAUCGAGAAUCUUUCUGGCUAGUUGAGACUGUUAAAGGAAGAGCUUCCUCCGUUAGGAAGUGUCGAUGGGUCGACGGCGGGUCGAAAUCACGGUUGGAAAAGUUCAUGCUGCAAGAUCCCCUGAUUAAGGUCCUUGACAAGGCUUGCUUUGAGUUAGGCCUAGUGCCCGAAGAGAACGGAUACUUGGGCAGUGGAGCGUUUGGUCUAGUUUUUAAAGUCUGUAAUCAGAAUGGAGUGGCCUUUGCAUUGAAGAUAGUUCCAGAUGUUGAUGACAACGUGGCAGAACUUCAAAAGCAAAUGUCGAUUACUAAUGAAGCUAAACGGAAAUGCCCUCACCUAAUUGUCGGCGCUGAAGAGGAUUCUUUCAGGAAAUUUGAAAGCUAUUAUUGA
Molecule: messenger RNA, 1275 nt
Organism: Cylindrotheca closterium
Lineage: Eukaryota; Bacillariophyta; Bacillariophyceae; Bacillariales; Bacillariaceae
Source: the annotation of a GenBank genome assembly